AUGUCACAGGACUUACGGUCUUUCUCCGUGAACGCUUGCCAGUUCACACUUCGUGCCACUCUACUUCUUUUCAGUUUGGCUGUUGUCUGCCUUUACGCAGCAAUUAUUUACCUUGAACACUCCUACCCAAGAAUUGCACCUUACCAUCGAAGAAAAUUGGUUUAUGUCUGCUUCCCCGAAGAAGAUAGUACUGUCACCUACUAUAUGGGAGUUAUACGCAACAUGGAUAUUGUUUUGAGCAUUGCGCUCGCCAUACUCUGUGUGAUUCUUGCUGCGACAUCCUCGCUGCCGAGAGUUCACUGGCCAAUAUUUUUCAUCUCGCUCAUCCGUUUCAUUUUUGUAUACACUCAAUUGGAUUUCAUCCUCAGCGCCCGUCAAGGAAUAUGUAAAGUGAACGGAGAUCAGAUGGAAGCUUUUCAUGCACUAAUCAUUCUUUUUACCGUACGCUGUAUUAAGGGAUACAUCACGAUCAAUAUGUCCACACUCUGCUAUGGAAACAGUAUCUUGAUUUAUCUUUUUGGACUCAAAUCUCCACCAGAGAAUGUUGACGGAGAAGAAGAACAUGAACUGGAUGAUUUCCCGGUGGAUCGGACUCACCUUACUGUUUAA
Messenger RNA from Caenorhabditis remanei, 609 nucleotides. RefSeq lists its product as uncharacterized. The record is from RefSeq and is a predicted model, not a curated record. The transcript has 4 exons. NCBI's taxonomy places the organism in Eukaryota, Metazoa, Nematoda, Chromadorea, Rhabditida, Rhabditidae. The coding region runs from base 1 to 609 and encodes 202 amino acids.